AUGUUCUUUGACGAUGAACAUCCCCUUGUGGUCUUAAUGAGCUUCCGAAUUUUGGUCUGGAUCUACGCUUCCUUGGUCUUUCACCUCUACACCCUCCAGGCUGCGUGCAUGUCAUGCAUGCUUCGUUCCCGUUCCACCGACUCAGCUUCGACCGACGAAGUUGUCUCUGCCACUGACUCACGAGUUAAUUACGUCGGUAAUGGAUGGACAAACCAAGGCAAUGGUGAACAUAUGUUCACCUCAGUCUCUGGUAGCUUUUCGCUCGAUUUUGUUGGCCAUGCUGUCUCUUGGUAUUCACGAAAACUGUAUAAUGGCGCAACAAUAUCAAUCACCCUCGACAAUGCCAACACUAUGAAAAUGGAUUUGAGCAGUGGGAUGUCGGAGAAUGAUACGCCAGUGGUGGCAGCGUUGUUCUCAAAAGACGGCUUGGAUGGCAGCGAAAGACAUCAUUUAUUCAUUCAAUGGGAAGGACCUGGGUCGAACAAUGUAGGCUCGUUUCUGGAAAAUUAUCAAAUAGUAUUCUCACCAGGAGCAGUUGUGUCAGCGAGUCCCAGUCCUAACCCGGCUGCAUCACGGACUCCGGGAUCUCCGACGUCUCCAGCUUCCAGUCCUUCUCCAUCUCCAAUCUCUGGAUCAUCGUCAUCACAAACCUCGACUACUGAUAGAACCGGUGCCUCAAGCCAAACUUCCACUCCAGGCUCUGUGGUCACUCUAUCGUCAAAUUCCAGUUCUGUGGUUACUCUGACUCUAAAUCCCAAUCCGAAUUCAAUCUCGACCCCAGGCUCCGACGGUGCAACUGGCUCAGGGACUAUCCCGAAUAAUAGUUCAAGUAUAGCUCCACCAUCAGGCUCGUCCGACUCACAUCCAAACAUCGGCUCAACCGUGGGUGGUGUAGUUGGAGGAAUUGUAGGCGCACUCAUUUUCUUAUGUCUGGUUCUUUUAUGCUUGCGGAGACGAAAAGCGCGCAUCCUAGCGCAACAGGAGUCAAAAGCCGGUAAUUCAAUCAUCUUCGUUCAUUCUCCAAUAUCCUUUGUUAACGUCCUUUUGUCGGUAUUUUAUCAAGCAACACCGUUUAUGACCUACCUAGAACGAAGACACAAUCCGUUUGCCUCUUCGGCCCUUUCUCAAACUUCCUCCAUGAAGCUGUUGUUUGAUUCGAGAGACCGAGAACGCCAGGAGGACCGGCGCGAGCCAGAGCGUAUCUACGUACUGGUGGAUCCAUCCUAUUCAGCAACGUUGCUUUCCCAAGGAGCGCUCCCUCAAUCGACGUUCACUCAAAGUUCAACGUCAAACUCACAGUCACUCUUUUCCUUUCCACGGGGAUGGAGAACGUUUCGUCGUAAUUCAGCAUUUAAAGCACGAAGUGAUACGACCCAGGGUACCUCACACACUACAACGUUGGGAAGACCGCCUGACAUGUCUUAUAACCCAAUUGCAUUCCUUCCAGGAAACCAUGAGCACCAGCAAGUGCUUGAUGAUCCGCCGCCUGUUUAUAGGAGUUAG
Fomitiporia mediterranea MF3/22 is the source of this 1503-nucleotide messenger RNA. RefSeq lists its product as uncharacterized. Lineage: Eukaryota; Fungi; Basidiomycota; Agaricomycetes; Hymenochaetales; Hymenochaetaceae. The record is from RefSeq and is a predicted model, not a curated record. The transcript has 3 exons. Bases 1 to 1503 code for a protein of 500 amino acids.